Messenger RNA from Knipowitschia caucasica, 840 nucleotides. NCBI's taxonomy places the organism in Eukaryota, Metazoa, Chordata, Actinopteri, Gobiiformes, Gobiidae. The record is from the annotation of a GenBank genome assembly.
AUGAUCGUCUUCGCGGACUACCGCAGAUCUGCGGUCCUGCGGAUUUCUCCCUGCGACCUUGGCUCCACGUUCAGUCGCUUAUCCUGCUCAGAGGACCGCUGGGAUUGGAUCAGUCACCGCCAGGAGACGUGUAGUGUGAACUCUCACUGCUGCGGCCGCAUGGAAGUGAAAGUGCCUGUUGUGAAGACAUGGACCAAAGGUUAUGUGUGGAACGGGCUGUCGAAUGGCAACAGCAUCAACUCCAUCACCUCAGAGGCCAGCAGCACCUCGGACUCGCUGGACGGGCCGUGUGUUGACUAUGCCAAGAGCUACGAUGCCGUUGUGUUCGAUGUGCUCAAGGUGACACCCGAAGAGUUUGCUAGCCAAAUCACCCUGAUGGAUGCUCCUGUAUUCAAAGCAAUACACCCGGAGGAGUUGGCGAGUUGUGGCUGGAACGGGAAAGAGAAGCACAGCUUGGCUCCGAAUGUGGUGGCGUUCACACGCAGGUUCAACCAGGUGAGCUUCUGGUUGGUUAGAGAAAUAUUGACUGCCCAGACGCUGAAAAUCAGAGCAGAAAUAUUGGGACAUUUUGUAAAAAUAGCAAAGAAACUACUGGAACUGAACAACAUGCACUCUCUGGUGUCUGUGGUGUCGGCUUUACAGAGUGCUCCCAUCUUCAGACUCAGUAAGACCUGGGCGCUGAUCAGCCGAAAAGACAAGGCCACAUUUGAGAAGCUGAACUUUCUGACGUCUAAGGAGGAGAACUACACGCGCAUGAGGGAGUACAUUCGCUCGCUGAGGAUGGGGCCCUGCAUUCCCUACCUUGGUACACCUUGCAUUCAUUCCAUCACACUCACAUAA